CGCAGUGCCAACAGCAAGGGCGGUACUGAUACUGUCCAGAUGCACUCUUUCCCUGAUUCUUCUGAGGACAGUAUCUCUUGCUGUGGCCUGGCUGUCCGCACCCAAAGCAGUUCCCUCGAAACUCUCCUGGAGGUGGGGACUGUGACGUCAAGGGGGGAGACCUGCGCCCCCUCCUGGCCCUGAAUGGUGCUUGCGUGUCAGGGUAAGAAGUCACUUUCCGGGGAAUACUGCGCAGGAUUGAUUCCAGUUCCAGACCCCUGGCUAGAGCCUCUUGCAGAGAUUGUACAUGAGCCUGCUGGAUGUAGACACGGAUCUGCACAUUAUCCACCGCGUCCACAAACUGAUCCCGCAGCAGAACCUGCACCAUGUCUUCACUCGCUCCCGGAUACGCCCUUCUUACUAGCACCUCCAGGUCCUGCGCGAGGUAAAAUGAAGCUGUUUGUAAUAUUAAGUUUACAACUUCUGAUACUUACUGCUCAAAGCCAAAGAAUCCUUGGCAACAAGAAUAGCUUGUCUUCCUCUGUAGAAAGGGACAGCAACAAGGCAGAAGGAAAAGAAUACAGUAAAAAUUCUCAUCAGAACAAAAUACGGGAUAAAAGGCCAACUCAAGAUGAAGUUGCUUCCACCCUGACCCUUACUGAAGUAAAAGAACAUGACCUCCCAGUCCAAUCCUCACAAACAAAGAUCUCAAGUGAAGAAAUUCUCAUCACUCAUAACCCUCGUGAGCACCAGUCCACUGAAGGCAACCAGUACAAGAAUGCAUCUCCUUCAUCUAAAGGAAAAAUGUCACAUCAUGAUAGUGCAAAACCAAAUGAAGAAUGGGACCAUCCAAAACCCAGGCAGGGAAAGGAGAAGAGGGAUGCUGUCUGGACCUUACAUGAAGAUGGGGACUUUGAGGCUUUCACCAGCAGGACCUCAGUGGUCAUUGUCUACUUUUACAGAAACAGUGGAUCAGCAGCCCUUUUGAGGUUCUUACGGGAGUACAAUAAAUCAGCACAAGAAUUGCUGCAAUACAAAGUUUUGCUGGCCACUGUGGAGUGUGGAGAGUACCAAGUACCUCAGUAUUGCACCUCAGACAAGAUCAAUCGCUUUGCAUAUGGUUUCCGAGGAGGACAAGAAAAGAUUGCCUUUCCUUUGGACACACUCUUCAACAGCAAUGCCAUUGUGGCCUCUGCUCUUCACCUGGCACUGAUCAACACGGUGCCCAUCUUGCAGACAGCUGGGGAAAGACGUAAUCUUGAAAAGCGGUGCCGAGGUCACUGCGACCUCAUCUUUGCUUACUUGCGUACUCUUGGCACCCUGGAACACCGAACAUUCUUGGAAGUGGCCCAUGCACACCAAUCCUCGUUUGUAUUUGCUAUCACCACCUACACUGCUGGCACCCUGGGGUUGCCCCCAUCUCCACAUUCUGAAGAGGAGGAUCAAGAAAAGGGAGUGUGGGUGAUACAUUGUCAGGACAAAACUGUCAACCAAGAAUGUGUAGUGAGCAACUACCGUGGCAAGAUGAUGCUACAACAACUUCUUCACUUCAUCCAUGUCUUACAACUACCUUUGUGGCAUGAGGUAUCUGAGGUUCCUGCAUCUGAAGAGUUUAAAACUCCCUAUGACCAAGCUGACUUGCCUUGGGUACUACUGCUUCAUGACAACUCUUCUGCUGCUCGUGUCAAGAUCCUGGCACCCAGUCUGGCCCAGCUCUUGCAUGGCUCAGUUGCCAUCAUCACUGUUAACCUGGAAGGUGUCAGUAAAGAGUUGCUUGCCACAGUAGGGCUGAAUUAUCAUUCCAUCACCACACCAGCCCUUGCCUUCAUUCAAAGGGAUCAGAAGAGUGCAACAACAUUGCUCAAUGAUUAUGAUGAUGCACUAGAGUGGGUUAAGGAACAGUUGUUUGUCAUGCACCAGAAAGAACCCCAAAGCAAAGAGGAGCAAGGAUAUCUUCCUGUACAGGUGGUAGAAGAGUUGCAACAGGAUGAUGAAGUGGUGCUAGGAAUAAUGGAGAGUAGCUUCCCUGGGGUGGUGCAGCUUGCUGGGCCUACACCUUACAAUGCCAUCCUCAAGAACAAGAAGCUGGCUGUCAUUGUCUUCUAUUUAGCCUGGGAUCCAGCCAGCAAUGCACUCCUGCAGCACCUGAGUACUGUAGCACCCAUGCUAGAGGAGCACAACAGCCAGGCCUCUCUUUACAGUAUAAACUGUUUUGAUUGGCCUAUAGUUUGUGAUAUGCAGGGUAUAUCCACCUAUCCUGUGCUGCGUUUGUACCCUUAUAGUCGCCGUAAUGUGACUUACCGUGGUCCCAUCAAUUAUUAUCACAUCUUGAAGACUAUACUCUUGGUGGAGCAGGGCACCCCAGUGGAACUGGCUAAUAUGAGAGCAGUGGAGGACAUGUUGGCUCUGAAGAGAGAUGUGCACCCAGCCUCUUGGUUCAUCAAUGCUGCUGUUGUUGGAGUCUUCUCAGAAGAGAAAGGAGCAUCAACUUUUCGUGAAGUAUGUCACAUGCUGGAGGGCACCGAACUCUUAGGUCUACAUAUUUCUCAAGAGGCUGUCAAUACCUACUGUACAUCUGAAGAGGGUUGUGUAGUGGUGAGCAAACCAGGAGAUCUUUUCCAACCCUGGAGAACACUAGAAGCCCCAUCACUCAGAUCCCCUGCGAUCACAAGUAUCCUCUCACAUGCCACCCUUGAUGUGAUGGACCAACUAGAUCCUGAGAGAUACUCAGCUGUUCAUGUUAGAACAGAGAAUAUGGAUGAGGCUUCCUUCAUCCAGCAUCUCAUCAUUGUCUUCCUCCCGAGCCACACCUUUCAGUCCCGACCAGCCAUGCCACAAAGCAUACCGGGAGCACCAUGGUCCCAUUCCUUCAGAAGAAAUAGAAAGAAGCCACAAAAUGAUUUCUUGACCACCAUUAGCUAUUUGGCUGCUGAAUUGUCAGAGCCAGGCUUCAUUUUUUCAUGGCUUACAUGGGAUGAUCCUCUUGCACAACAAUUGGGUCCUAUGUAUGGACUCUUUCCAGAACUGCAGACACUGGUAGGACUGGAAGUGAAGGAAGGAGCAGUGCACAUCUUCCCUCAGGGCAAUAAUACUCAUGCCUCCCUUAAAGCCUGGCUUAUAGCUGUUAGGGAAGGUCAUAGCACACCCUCUGUGUUGUUGCCAAAGAAGAUGUGGGAACCACGCUUGCCUGGCUUUGACUACCUCAGGUUUAUGCAGCAGGACCAAGACCAUGAUGCAGAAGACCAUCUUGUGCUGGAAAUGGAGGCUGACCUCACUACAAAACUUCAUGAAGGUGCCUUCAGAAGUUACGUGCGGAGCAAGCACGAGGCUGGAUGGUGGUUCCUCUGUGGCCGUCCCAGUUUUGGAUGGGCAUGCUGCUCCAGUUGCUAAUAGACUUCCCACGUUUGAUAACGAACAGGAGGAAUGUUCUAACACACCCGUCCACAACAGAUCCACACCCCAUCAUGUCCCACACGAGGCUCAUGGCAUGCCUUCUGUCAGGGAAAACUUGCAGAAACGAGGAGUUUCGCCAGCUGCUGCGGACAUCAUACUUGUCUCCUGGAAACCAGGUACUGAGACGCAAUACCGCCCACAUGUCCAGAGGUGGUCGUUGUUUUGUGGUAGACGGAAUGUCGAUCCCACUUCUCCAACUGUAGGUCACAUUGUAAAUUUUUUGAUGGAAACCUUUGACAGGGGUGUGGGUUAUGAGUGUGUGAACACUGCGAGGGGUGCCCUGUCUUCUCUCGGCAUUGUGGUGGACGGAUGCAGGGCAGGAAAUCACCCUUUGGUCAUCCGAUUCAUGAGAGGGGUUUUCAAUCUUAGAACUCCUCAGCCCAGGUACACUGACACUUGGGACGUCCAACCUGUCUUAGAGAAACUAAGGUCCAUGUUCCCCUUACAUGCAUUAACCCUUAAAGAAUUAACGCUAAAAUUGGUUAUGAUGAUGGCCUUAAGUCAAGCUGCCAGAAUUCAAACUUUACAACUACUGUUAAUCAGAGACAUGCUCAUUAAUGAACACUCCAUUUCAGUACAGUUGGGGGGCACUCUUAAACAAUCCAGACCAAAUUUUAACAUCAACAGGGUCACAUUCCAUCGUUACCCUAAGGAUCCACGAUUAUGUGUCUGUAGCACUCUCCUGAGGUACAUUGAUGUGACUAAAGAGCUUAGACAGGAUGAGAUGCACACUGAUGCCAGGCUCCUCAUUAGCUUCAUAAAACCCCACAAAUCAGUUUCCAAAGACACUAUUGCCCGUUGGGUCAGGACCAUUCUCCGCAUGUCCGGCAUAGACAUCUCAAAGUUUUCCGCUGGUAGUGUGCGGCCAGCAGCAGCUUCAAAAGCUGGAGUGGCGGCUGUCCCUGUCGCAUGCAUUAUGGCUAAGGCGGGCUGGUCUAGGGAAUCUACCUUUGCAAAAUAUUAUAAUAAGAACAUUGUGGCUGCUUCUGACCUCUUUCAGGAUGCAGUGCUAGAAUAAGACAUGAUUUGGGUUUGUUGCUGCACUCCAGUGUUGCAGUACACGGAUAUUUUAAGUAUUUAGUAUCUAGUACCUUAGGUUUACCUUAUGAUGUGAACUGUUACCAUAUUUCAACAUUGUUUGUAGAUU
Molecule: messenger RNA, 4579 nt
Organism: Scylla paramamosain (green mud crab)
Lineage: Eukaryota; Metazoa; Arthropoda; Malacostraca; Decapoda; Portunidae
Product: thioredoxin domain-containing protein 16-like
Exons: 18
Coding region: 184-3369 (1061 amino acids)
Source: RefSeq, a predicted model, not a curated record